Messenger RNA from Punctularia strigosozonata HHB-11173 SS5, 1558 nucleotides. RefSeq names its product UBC-like protein. The record is from RefSeq and is a predicted model, not a curated record. The coding region runs from base 15 to 851 and encodes 278 amino acids. Lineage: Eukaryota; Fungi; Basidiomycota; Agaricomycetes; Corticiales; Punctulariaceae. The transcript has 8 exons.
GGUCCAUCUCAUCCAUGGCCUCCAAAGCAGCCCACAAGCGUCUCUCGAAAGAGUAUGUCGCGAUGCAGAAGGAACCUCCUCCCUUUGUCUGGGCGGCUCCGGAGGAGAAGAACAUUUUGAACUGGCAUUACAUUAUCCGAGGGCCGCCAGACUCACCCUUUGCUGGCGGAGAGUAUCACGGAAUGCUCAUGUUUCCCUCGGAAUACCCCUUCAAGCCGCCAGGUAUUAAGAUGUUGACGCCGUCUGGGCGCUUCCAGCCAGAUAAGAAGAUCUGCUUUUCAAUGUCAGACUUCCAUCCGGGAACGUGGAAUCCCGCCUGGAGUGUGGCCACAAUCUUGACCGGUUUACUCUCGUUCAUGCUCUCCGAUGACAUCACCACUGGAUCUGUCUCGUCCUCUGAUAAUGAUAAGCGGAUACUGGCGGGACGUUCGCAUGCCUGGAACCUUACCCAGAAGCGGUUCAAGGAGCAGUUUCCAGACUUUUGCACGCCUACCGCGAAAGAUUUGCCAAACAUGGGGCAGCAGGCUGCCAAAUCCGACUCGAAGAGCGACGACACACCUUCGACGGAUGUCAAGUCGGUCCAGACACCGCCGUCUGCUCCGUCGUUGCAGGCUGGUGACCAGUCAACGGUGUCUUCGUCACUGAAAGGCCGAGUAACGGAAGCGCAUGCCAGAGCCGCCGCUAUGAACGUAAGACAGCCAGCCGCAGGUGCGAGCAGCGAUCGAAGAACUGACGCUGCGCCGAAAGCCGUAGCCGCACACGGGUGGGCGCAAGUUGUCUGGGAGCGCUGGCGUUGGGCAUUGUUCCUGUUCUUCGCCCUUGUAGUGUCACGGCUGUCGUCUGCACCAUGAUUGUUCUUGGGCGUGCCAGUUACUCUGGCUCGCUUUCUCAUCUUGCGUCCGAUUAUCGCUCUCUAAAGCAACAACAACGUUCUUUAUCUCCUUAACGUGUGUACUGCUUCUGUACUCUACUAUACAUAUUCCUAUCCUAUAUCUAAUGUCCAUGAUCAUUUCGGUCGUUAUAUACGAACAUUUUUCCAUAGAUGGCGAAGCGGUCGAUAUGUCGCUGUCAGCAACGGUUCAACGACUGUCCAAAUCUCCCGUUGUACCGCCUCGCGUUCACGUCCAGCAUCGAUCGUUACCCAGGCGCGAGCGCCAUCCGCGGUGUUCAGCGACUGCAUAUCUUCCCCGAUUCGCUUGAAAACUGUCCUUACACGCGCCUGCAUCUCCUCCUUCUCGUACCGUUCUUCGCCGUAUCCGCCGCGCUGUCUGGCCGCCUCGGGGAAGAUAUCGAGGAAGAGCGUGAGAUCUGGGGCGGGGAGGGAUAUGUCCGGCGCUCGACACCAUUCGUACGGAAGACCCUUGGAAGCUGAGAAGGCUAUACCGGAGAACGCGUAGCGAUCGCAUAUUAUGUGUGUUCCGGACGCGAGCGUGGCUUCAAUUGUCGAGGAGAGCUCCCAGCGAUUAGCAGAGAAAAGCAGGUGGAUGGCGCGGUCGUCCAGCUCCGAUUGCGAACGCAAGUAAGCAUCGAUCAUCUUUCCGAUGGGCGUAGUACGAUC